AUGCUGUCGGCGCUAAAGAAGCUGGUGGGGUCUGAGGGCCCCCCGGCGGGGGAGCGGGAGCGGGCUCGGCCCAUCCCCGCCGGCCUCCAGGCCAUGAACCGCGCCCUGCAGAGGAGGUUCGCCAAGGGCGUCCAGUACAACAUGAAAAUUGUGAUCCGAGGAGACAGGAACACAGGAAAAACUACUCUGUGGCACAGACUCCAAGGAAAGGCGUUCAUCGAGGAGUACAUUCCCACUCAAGAGAUCCAGGUGACCAGCAUCCAUUGGAACUAUAAAACCACCGACGACAUCGUGAAGGUCGAAGUCUGGGACGUUGUCGACAAGGGGAAAUGCAAAAAACGAGGGGAUGGUUUGAAGCUGGAGAACGAUCCACAGGAGGCGGAGUCGGAGCUGGCGCUGGACGCGGAAUUCUUGGACGUUUACAAGAACUGUAACGGAGUAGUGAUGAUGUUCGACAUCACCAAGCAGUGGACUUUCAACUACAUCCUGCGGGAGCUCCCCAAAGUGCCGACCCACGUCCCCGUCUGCGUGCUGGGCAACUACCGAGACAUGGGCGAGCACCGGGUCAUCCUGCCCGAUGACGUGCGGGAAUUCAUCCGCAACCUCAACAGGCCUCCUGGUUCCUCUUAUUUUCGCUACGCUGAGUCUUCCAUGAAGAACAGUUUCGGCUUGAAAUACCUGCAUAAAUUCUUCAAUAUCCCGUUCUUGCAACUCCAGAGGGAGACCCUCCUCCGGCAGCUGGAGACGAACCAGUUGGACAUCGACGCCACGCUGGAGGAGCUGUCGGUGCAGCAGGAGACGGAGGACCAGAAUUACGAAAUCUUCCUGGAGAUGAUGGAAGUCCGCAGCCGGAGCCACGCCUCGCCCCCGGCCCCCAACGGGCAGAGUCCGUCGUCGGGCUCCCAGUCCCCGACGGUGGCCCCCGGGUCGACGGGGAGCUCCAGCCCCGGCACGCCCCAGCCCGCCGCCGCCGCCGCCGCCGUCCCGGGGCAUCCGCCCCCCGCGCCCGGGGUGCCCCCGGCCCCGCCCCAGCGCCGAGGCAUCAUCUCCAGGCUCUUCGGGGGCUCGGCGGCGGAGGCCGCCCCGGCCCCUCCAGAGCCUGCGGUCCCCGCCGAGAUCCCAGCCAGAGUUCAAAGCGUGGAGGAUUUUGUCCCCGAGGACAGCCUGGACCGGAGCUUUCUGGAGGACGUGGCCCCUCGGAAGGACGAGAAGAAGGGCAAAACCAAAGUUCAGCGUGACAGUGACAGCGACGGAGAGGUCGGUGGAGGGAACCCAAUGGUGACUGGCUUCCAAGAUGACCUGGAUCUAGACGACAGGCUUCCUGGGCCACCCUCUCCGCCAACAGGUCCCAGCCCAAGUCAAAACGUCGCCUUGUCGAGCGAGGACGAAGCCGAGGAGGAGGAAGAAGAGGCGCCCCGAGUCUCUGGCCCAGCCCCCGGAGAGAGCGCGGAGCCAGAGGCCAAAUGGUCUUCCCAAAACCUCCUGAAACCAGAGGAAGCGGCGUCCAGCAAAGCCCCCGAGCCCAAGCCCCCGGGAAGCGUCCCUCCCAGGUCCGGCGGCGACGGCCCCCCGGGCGAGUCCCCGCCCGCCUCUCCGGCUGCGUCCCGGGACCUCGGAGCCGGCUCCCGGAACCGAGGCUGCUCCCCGCGGCCCCAGGACGGGGCGCACGGGACGCCGCCGAGGCCCGAGGGGUCCGACAGCGAUCCGGAGGGGCCCAUCGCCGCUCAGAUGCUCUCCUUCGUCAUGGACGACCCGGACUUUGAAAGCGAGGAGUCGGACACCCAGAAGAAAAAAGGGGAUGAGUUCCCGGUCCGAGAAGAUCUCUCCGACCCUACGGACGAAGAGACGCCCCCGGCCAAGCUCCCCGAGCCCAUGAAGCCCACGAUCCACUCCUUUAAACUGAAAAACGACUCCGACCUCUUCGGAUUGGGCAUCGAAGAGGCGGGUGCCAAAGAAAGCAGCGACGAAGAUAAGGAAGGCAAACUUCCCGCUAAGGAGAAGAAGAAGAAAAAGAAAAAGAACAAAGAGGAGGAGGAGAAGGCCGGGAAGAAGAAGAGCGGCAAGCCCAAGAAGACCAAGGACAAAGAGGAGGGCAGAGACGAGAGGAAGAGAAAGAAGAAGCGGAGCAAGGAGAAGAACGAGGAGACGGAUGAACUGGAGGCCUUCUUGGGCGGCGGGAGUAAGCAGCGCGGGGGUGGGGACUACGAGGAGCUCUAGGCUUCCGGCGCCCGAGGUCCGGCCCGGCCUUGGCCGUCGUGCCCGACCCGCCGGCUGCCCAACGCCCAUCGUCAUCGGCCGGGGGAACGGGGGGAAGUGCCCCGACGGGCAGGACGAGGGGGACGCCGGCCUAGGGCCGGGGACCCCUGCCCCCACCCGAGCGACGGCCCCUCCGUUCCCCCGGGGAUCCCGCGCAGGCCGAGGACUUGGGGUGGUGCGGUGGGAGCGGGAGGAAACGGCCCCGCCUCCUCUUCCCACUCCGUCCCCCUCUCCCAAAUGGCUGCCCGUUGGAAACCCACCUCGAAGCGGCGAAGGGCCGGAGUAGGCCGCCACCCCCUCGCCGCCGCUCACCCCGGGAACGUUGGCGAUGGCAGAUGUAUUUUUUCACACCGUCCUCUUUUAUAAUGAAAGCUGUCAGGGGCCUCCGUCCCAAGAAAACGGUUCACGGGAACGGCCGGGCGUCUGGCGGGGCCGCGGGGAUCCUCGGGGUCCCUGGGCCAGGAGGAGGAGGAAAUGCUCCCCCAGACUGCCCCGGGGGUCCCCCGCUAUGGCCGGGCAGCCUGGGGGAGGGCGGCGGCGGGGAGAGAGAGGGUUCUGCCUCUGAGGGGGACGCCCACCCCACGGCGCUCCCCCAGUUUGGGUCUUCCAAGCCCCCGGCACCUCUUGGGCCUGGCGGUGAGCCGGCCCGGACGGGACUUCUCAGGGACGCGGCGGAGGUCGGGGGAGCCCCCGCUCCGGGAUCUCCCUCCGGCGUCCAGGCCGAGGCCGCGGCCUGCCCUGGGUGGCCAUGAGGGCCGCCCCCGGGGAGGGUCCUGGAACCGGCUGCCUGGGAAAGCAGUGCCCGCCACCCUUCUCCGACGUUCUCCCGGCCCUGCCGUCUCAGCCAGCCUGUCUGGACACCCCCACAUCCCUUGCGGGGAACCCAGCUGGGAAAGAGGGAGUCCGGCAGGCGGGACCAUCGGAUGGGAACGUUGCCUUCCCCCCGCCAGACCCUGGCCCCCCACUCUCCCCACUCGUCCCCUUUUCCCCCACCCAAAAGUCCCGGUCCCGAGAGGUUUUCUGGCCGUGCCGCUGCGGCCGGGGCCUCCGGAAGGCUGGGACAAAAUCAGCCCUUUGGACCAUCAGUCCGACUACGCAGGAGAACGAGAUGGCUCGGGGAUGCAGCUGCCUCUUCCUCGGCAUCCCGCCGCCUCCUCCUCCUCCCCCUCCAUUUCCCGGCAACCAGAAUCCAAACUCGGGCCCCGUGAGCCAGAGCCGAGAGCGGGAGCGGGGAACACCCGGGCAGAGGGAAGAGUGACGUCGUCGUGGGGUCAGCCCUUCUCCACCACAGCCCCGUCCCUUCCGGCAAAGCGGCUUCUCAUCCCGGGAUGCUCCGGUCUAGUUCUGGACCCCCCAGGCUGGGCCAGGGAAGGAAAGCUGGCCCUUGGGUUCUGCUUUUGGGGGGGAAAAAAACCCACCUACACGUGUUGCCCUCCGAGGUUGCCAGAGAAAUGCUUCUGUUGGGCACAGGGAUUUUUUUCUUUCUUCCUUUCUCAUCAUGCUCUAUUGGAAACUCCACUCUGACCAUAAAGCUCUCUGUUUUCCCGCU
This is a messenger RNA of Tachyglossus aculeatus (Australian echidna), 3805 nucleotides long. RefSeq names its product RAB, member RAS oncogene family like 6 (gene RABL6). NCBI's taxonomy places the organism in Eukaryota, Metazoa, Chordata, Mammalia, Monotremata, Tachyglossidae. Gene Ontology annotation, cellular component: cytosol; nucleus. Gene Ontology annotation, molecular function: GTP binding. The record is from RefSeq and is a predicted model, not a curated record. The transcript has 15 exons. Bases 1 to 2217 code for a protein of 738 amino acids.